CACCCAGCGACACCAAAGAUCCGUAAUCUCCGAACGCAUCUACAGGCAGGCCCAGCACGCUAGACAGCACAAUGCCGCUCUCCUACCUCUCGACGCGUGGCGCAGACACAGGUCUGUCCUUUGAGCAGGUCGUUCUCAAAGGCCUCGCUUCCGAUGGCGGCCUCUACAUACCCAGUGAGAUCCCGACCAUCUCCUCAGAAACGCUUGCCAGCUGGCAGGACUGUUCCUUUGAAGAGCUUGCAGUCAAAAUCAUGUCACUGUACAUCCCGUCUUUCGAAAUACCCGCAGCGGAUCUCGAAGAUCUGGUCAAGCGAAGCUACAGUACCUUUCGGCAUCCGGAACGCACGCCUGUCAAGUCGCUCGGCCUGCCAGACUCAUCGCAAUACCUGCUCGAGCUCUUUCAUGGCCCCACAUUUGCAUUCAAGGAUGUAGCUCUGCAGUUUCUUGGUAACUUGUUUGAGUACUUCCUCUCUCGCAAAAACGACAAAUUGCAGCACGGUGCUGCCAGGCAUCAUUUGACAGUCAUUGGUGCGACCUCUGGUGACACCGGAUCAGCAGCCAUUUAUGGACUUCGUGGUAAAAAGGACAUUGAUGUCUUCAUCCUCUUUCCUACUGGUCGAGUCUCGCCUAUUCAAGAAGCACAAAUGACCACCGUCCCAGAUGCCAAUGUCCACUGUGUUUCUGUGGAGGGUACGUUUGACGACUGUCAAGACAUCGUCAAGUCUCUCUUCAACGAUCCAAAGUUCUCCACAGACUUCUCGCUCGGUGCCGUCAACAGUAUCAAUUGGGCGCGCAUCCUCGCUCAAAUCACAUACUACUUCCACUCCUACUUCAGCCUUCUCAAGCAACUCGGCAAGAAGACUGGAGAAGUGCAAGUACGGUACAGUGUGCCUACUGGCAAUUUUGGCGAUAUCCUGGCUGGCUACUAUGCCGCUCGGAUGGGUCUACCAAUCGCGCAGCUGUGCGUCGCUACCAAUGAAAAUGACAUUCUCGACAGAUUCUUCGCUUCAGGUGUGUAUGCUAAACACGCAUUACCUGCACAAGAGGCCGCUGGCGGUAUCAAAGAAGAUGGCGCGAAAGCACAUGAAGAAGGUGCCAAGGAGACUCUCUCACCUGCAAUGGAUAUCCUUGUCUCUUCCAACUUUGAGAGAUUGCUUUGGUACCUAGCCCUUCAAAAUGAAGCAUCAUCACCUGCCGAGGCUAGCAAAGUUCUUGCAGGGUGGAUGAAUGCCCUCAAAUCCGACGGCUCCAUGCGUGUUGCCCCUGCCAGUCUGGAAGCUAGCAAAAAGCUCUUUACCUCUGCGCGUGUCUCUGAUCAAGAUACAUUGGACACUAUCAAGCAAGUCUAUGCCGAGAGCAGUUCCAAGGAGAUCAUUGACCCACACACAGCUGUAGGCGUCAAAGCUGCCACAAUGCUACCGGUAUUGAACGAUACCAUCACCAUCACCCUGGCGACUGCGCAUCCUGCCAAAUUCGCCAAUGCUGUCGACUUGGCACUCAAGAGCUUUCAGGGCUAUAGCUUUGAGAAGGAUGUUGAGCCUCAGGAGUUCAAAGGCUUGGCAAACUUGGAGCGUCGUGUGAAGCAUGUGCGUGGUUUAGGCCAGGGGCGUAGCCAAGUCAUGGCAUACGUGGAGCAAUUACACCAUCGAAAGUAGCAGACACGUAUCCUUUUACAAGAAGGCUAUCACUGCAUCUGCAAUUGCACCUCGCUGUGCUCGAGAUUCUUGAACGCUCUUCAAUCGAAAUCAUCUGACAUUUCAAGGUCCAGCUUAUGGAACUGGGCUAGUCACACGGCUUCAAAGUGGCAAUCUUCAAACUUGCUUCCUUUAGCUAGUACGCAACCAAAUUUGAUCAUCUACUUCCCGGAUCUUCGGCUGGAUUGCUCUGGCUCAACACAACUCUACUUGCCAAUACUGCAGAUCGCGAGCA
Molecule: messenger RNA, 1929 nt
Organism: Protomyces lactucae-debilis
Lineage: Eukaryota; Fungi; Ascomycota; Taphrinomycetes; Taphrinales; Protomycetaceae
Product: putative threonine synthase
Exons: 1
Coding region: 72-1655 (527 amino acids)
Biological process (GO): L-threonine biosynthetic process
Molecular function (GO): threonine synthase activity; pyridoxal phosphate binding
Source: RefSeq, a predicted model, not a curated record